CAGUUGAUGUCUCGGUGUCGUAUUGGAAAAAUAAUCAUGAGUAAAGCCGUUUGCCUCAUCGUUCUCUUUGCCCUGGCAGCAGUUCACUGUGCCGAAAAUUCAAAAGCUAAAGUUAAAAGAGAUCUGAAUGAAAUUGGUGGAGGAUAUGUUCCAUUUGGGUUACGAGAUUUAGAAGGGAUUGGCGGAGGAUUUGUACCGUAUAACGGAAAAAGAGCUUUAGACGAAAUUGGUGGUGGUUACUUGCCUUCAUACGGAAAACGAACGGCAUUCGCUGUGAGGAAAUUAAGAGAGAUGGCCAAGAAACACGAUUUAGUGGUAUAA
Molecule: messenger RNA, 321 nt
Organism: Dimorphilus gyrociliatus
Lineage: Eukaryota; Metazoa; Annelida; Polychaeta; Dinophilidae
Source: the annotation of a GenBank genome assembly